CCAUUUACUUUAUACGGAGUAAGUUAGAGUAAUUGAUUAUUGUCUUGCACUUCACUUUAAAGGGAGGCAUUAAAGAGGUGGUUUGUUUAUACAAUUAAAAAAAAUGUAGCAGUGAUUGGGAUCCAAUAAUGAUGGAGAAGGCAGAUCCUGCACAGAAGCUAUAUACAAGGAUGAGGCUAUGGGAAUUUUCGGAUCAGUAUGUUAUUGAACCCACGGAUGGAUCUUCUGGGCCGUGUUUGGCAAUCCGUCGCGAGGAUGCAUCUAUGAGUUUAUUAGAUGAAAUGCAACAUGGCAGCACUCUUCAUGUUCCUAAAAUUCAGACUAUAUUUGGUGUUGUUGGAAUGCUAAAGCUUGUGGCAGGCAAGUUCAUACUUAAUAGUUAUAAGAGAACCAAUUCUCUCAAGAGUUCAUCUGUAGAACAGACAUUUUACCUCGUGAAGAAAAGUAAAACAACACUGAAAAUGCUCAACGGUUACAUGAUUUGGGUGAAGAAUCUAAGCUACUUCCUCUUUGGAGACAGGCUGACCCUCGAUUUGUUUGGAACAACUAUAUGAUGGAAGUGCUAAUAGAUAACAAGCUUGACCCAUUCUUGCUGCCUGUUCUCCAGGGGAGUUUUAACAACUUUCAAUCGUCCAUUGGGAGAGAUGUAAUUGAUGUUACACUGAUUGCACGGAGGUGCAACAGGAGAGCUGGCACUCGGAUGUGGAGAAGAGGGGCUGAUUCUGAUGGUUAUGUUGCAAAUUUCGUGGAAAGUGAACAAAUCAUACAAAUGAAAGGUUUUAUAGCAUCUUUUGUUCAGGUUCGGGGGUCAAUUCCUAUAUUAUGGGAUCAAAUUGUUGACUUAACCUAUAAGCCCAAGUUUGAGAUAGUGAGAUUUGAUGAAGCACCUCGGGUGGCUGAGCGGCACUUUUUAGAUCUAAGGAAGAAAUAUGGAAAUGUUAUUGCCAUUGAUCUUGUGAAUAGUCAUGGAGGAGAGGGACGUCUUAGUGACAAGUUUUCAGAUGCUAUGCAGCACAUUAAUGAUGAAGAUGUGAGAUACUUGCACUUUGAUUUUCAUCAGAAGUGCGGGCAUGUACAUUUUGAGCGUCUCUCUGAACUUUAUGAUGAGAUCGAGAAUUUCCUCAUUAAUAACAGGUACUUUUUACGAAAUGAGAAGGGAGAGAAAGUUGAGGCACAACUUGGGGUUGUAAGGACAAAUUGCAUUGGUUGCUUGGAUCGAACGAAUGUCACUCAGAGCAUGAUUGGUAAAAAAAUGUUAGAAAUCCAACUGAGAAGGCUUUGCAUUUUUAAAGCUGAUGAAACGAUUAGCACACACUCCAACCUUGAUGAGAACUUCAAAAUCUUGUGGGCUAAUCAUGGCGAUGAUAUAAGCAUCCAGUAUUCUGGCACUCCUGCUUUAAAGGGUGAUUUUGUCAGAUACGGUCAGCGUACUGCCAAAGGGAUAUUUAAUGAUGGAUGUAAUGCUCUCAUACGCUACUACUUGAACAAUUUCUGCGAUGGUACAAAACAGGAUGCCAUUGACUUAUUGCAUGGACAUUACAUUAUUUCUUUCUCACGGGACACGACACCUACAUCUCAAAAAGGAAGUGUUGAGGCAGUUGCUUCAUUCCCAAUGGCAUUUGCGUUGAUUACAGCUGGUUUGUUCUUCACCGUUAUCUCACUAAGGCGAGUUUCCAGUAAUCCAUGGAACCUAUUGUUUUCAAUGAUUUGGGGAAGCAUAAGUCUUCUAAUAGCUGGAUUUGUGAGGGCCAACGGUCGUGUAUUCUGUAACAGGCCUCGCCUUCACCAACCAAGGCGCUGAUCUUGAGGUUCAUUCAGUCUGCUAUAUGUUAUUAUUCUUAUAUGUUUAGGCUCUGAGUUCUGACCUCGCUGCCCGCUAUAACACAAGUGAUUUUAGCUAAUAGCCUUUUCCUAUUCGAUCUGAUUUUGGUCUUUGUUAGGGUUCAUACCCAAUUUGGUAUAUACUCUCCAAUCUGAUUUUUGAUAACUUCAGUCUCACUUGAUACAUCUGUAGGAGUUAAUACCAUAUUGGGGGUCCCUUCACUAUGCUAUUCUCAAUUUAGUGGUGCUUAUACAUAUUUCCCUUUGAUUAAAAGGAACAUUGUUGU
Molecule: messenger RNA, 2108 nt
Organism: Cuscuta campestris
Lineage: Eukaryota; Viridiplantae; Streptophyta; Magnoliopsida; Solanales; Convolvulaceae
Source: the annotation of a GenBank genome assembly